UAGUACUCCUGGAGGUAGGCAGCACAUUCGCAGCUUGCUUUUGCACAAGAAUCUAAAAAAGAUGUUGUGCGAAUCAUACGUUCUUUCGCAGCAAACAAUGCAAAUCCAGAGCAACAUCCAGAGCGUCAAUUCAAUCUUCGGUUGCAACGCGUCCGGCCACAGCGGCAUUAACCAGCUGGGGGGUGUUUACGUCAAUGGGCGUCCCCUGCCGGACUCGACGCGCCAGAAGAUUGUCGAACUGGCUCACUCCGGGGCAAGGCCGUGCGACAUUUCGCGCAUCCUCCAGGUGUCCAAUGGAUGCGUGAGUAAGAUACUCGGCCGGUACUACGAAACGGGCUCCAUCAAACCGAGAGCCAUCGGCGGGAGCAAACCGCGGGUUGCCACGGCCUCCGUAGUUUCAAAGAUCUCCGACUACAAGGCCGAGUGUCCCAGUAUCUUUGCAUGGGAAAUUCGCGACAGACUUCUCUCCGAAGGUGUAUGCAACAAUGACAACAUACCAAGCGUCUCAUCAAUCAACCGAGUGCUGCGCAAUCUGGCAUCCAACAAGGAAACUUCCACACCAAGCAAUGAUACGGUUUACGAGAAGAUUAAAUUGUUCAACAAUACGAGUGGUCACUGGACCUGGUGCCAAAACAUCGGAGGCGGCCAGUUCAACUUUUCAUCCCAUCCCAUUUCUCAUCUCUCGUUGAAAAGUCCGACGGAUACUCAACAACCCAAACCAGCAACACACGGCUUGGAGGAAAUGAGCGACAAGUACUCCUCCGAGGACGACGAAGACUCGGAGCUGCGGCUCAAGCUCAAGCGCAAACUGCAACGCAAUCGCACUUCAUUUACCAACGAACAGAUUGAAAACUUGGAACGAGCAGAAUUCGAGCGGACCCACUAUCCGGACGUGUUCGCGAGGGAACGGCUCUCGGAGCGGAUCCAGCUGCCGGAGGCCAGGAUACAGGUAACUGUGUGGUAACGCAGGUAAAUUGACAAACUUUCAACUGUGAUAUUUUAUGGCAAACUGGCAAACAUCUUCGUAAAUGUAUUUUUGGGAUACCAUGAGAUUUGGGUAUGGGGAUUUUCUUUUCUUUCUAUUCCACAGGUGUAUCGAUUCGUCACCAGAGCCAAAGGUGGAGUAUUCUUUGGCCGAAUGAAUACAAAACAGAAAUACAUGAUCGAGUUUUUAAAA
Molecule: messenger RNA, 1177 nt
Organism: Armigeres subalbatus
Lineage: Eukaryota; Metazoa; Arthropoda; Insecta; Diptera; Culicidae
Gene: toy
Product: paired box protein Pax-6
Exons: 5
Coding region: 62-964 (300 amino acids)
Biological process (GO): anatomical structure development; regulation of transcription by RNA polymerase II
Molecular function (GO): RNA polymerase II cis-regulatory region sequence-specific DNA binding; DNA-binding transcription factor activity, RNA polymerase II-specific
Source: RefSeq, a predicted model, not a curated record